Messenger RNA from Nelumbo nucifera (sacred lotus), 1790 nucleotides. RefSeq names its product phenylalanyl-tRNA synthetase class IIc family protein. Gene Ontology annotation, cellular component: mitochondrion; cytoplasm. The record is from RefSeq and is a predicted model, not a curated record. Gene Ontology annotation, molecular function: tRNA binding; phenylalanine-tRNA ligase activity; ATP binding. Gene Ontology annotation, biological process: phenylalanyl-tRNA aminoacylation. Lineage: Eukaryota; Viridiplantae; Streptophyta; Magnoliopsida; Proteales; Nelumbonaceae.
UGAGUUAAGCGAGGUUCGAGUUUUUGAGUUUUGAAUCAAGCCAAUUAAGCCAAAUUUGAGCUUAAAUCUCUAACUCGAAUGAGCUCGAACUCGAACUCGAACCCAAGCCUUAUAGUCUUCCGUCGAGCCGAGUUCGAAUAGGGGUCGGCUCGCUUCAAUCCAUCCACCCCUAGUCCCCUAGUCGUAAAUAAUCGACAGCCGCACAUACGGGGCAUAACGCCGGCAAUUAGUUGCUGCGUAAAACACUUAUCCGUGGUUCCGAACAAGCGUGUGAGGUGAACGGAGGAUUUUCGAUGGCUAUCUCACUCACACACUCCAUUGUCUGCAGACCCUCGUCUUUGUUCCAAAGAUACUGCUUCAGAAACUUCACUGUUCCGUUCUCUUCCACUUAUGCAACAUCUUCAGCUCUGUCUGCAAAUAAGGUUCGGAGCCACAAAUGGCGACAGCCAGUUGUUUCUGUGCUAGAGAUCGGUGGAGUCAAGAUUGGAAGAGAUGAUGUGGUGAGGGACGACCCCACAAACAAUGUUCCAGAUACAGUAUUCUCGAAGCUUGGUAUGCAGCUUCAUCGGAGGGAUCAACACCCUAUCGGUAUUUUAAAGAAUGCAAUAUACGACUACUUUGACAAAACUUAUGCAGAAAAGUUUGAUAAGUUUGAUGAUCUUUGCCCCAUUGUUUCUGUAAAAGAGAACUUUGAUGAUGUUUUGGUUCCUGCUGACCAUGUAAGCAGGAGCUACAACGAUACAUACUAUGUUGAUGCACAAACUGUCUUGAGGUGCCAUACAAGUGCUCAUCAAGCAGAACUAUUGAGGAGGGGACACACUCAAUUCCUUGUAACUGGAGAUGUUUAUCGUAGGGAUUCUAUUGAUUCAACUCAUUACCCAGUGUUCCAUCAGAUGGAAGGAGUGCGAGUUUUUAAUCCAAAUGAAUGGGAGGAAUCUGGUGUGGAUGCCACAUCAUAUGCUGCUGGAGAUCUAAAGAAAUGUCUUGAGGGUUUAGCGAGACACUUAUUUGGUGCUGUGGAAAUGCGCUGGGUUGAUACUUAUUUUCCCUUUACCAAUCCAUCUUUUGAACUUGAGAUAUAUUUUCAGGAGAAAUGGUUGGAGGUCUUAGGAUGUGGAGUGACGGAGCAGGAAAUAUUAAAGAGAAGUGGUAAAACUAAUAAUGUUGCUUGGGCUUUUGGACUUGGUUUGGAGCGGCUUGCAAUGGUUCUAUUUGAGAUACCGGAUAUUAGGCUUUUCUGGUCAACUGAUGAGCGGUUUACCUCUCAGUUUUCUGAAGGUCAACUCGGGGUCAAGUUCAAGCCAUUUUCAAAGUUUCCUCCUUGUUACAAAGACAUGAGUUUUUGGAUCAGUGACUCAUUCACCGAGAACAAUUUAUGUGAAGUUGUUAGGGGAAUUGCUGGGGAUCUUGUGGAGGAGGUACGACUGAUUGACAAUUUCACAAACAAGAAAGGAAUGACCAGCCAUUGUUAUAGAAUUGCAUAUCGAUCAAUGGAACGCUCACUUACUGAUGAGGAGAUAAAUCAGUUCCAGUGGAAUGUGAGAGAAGAAGUGCAGAACAAGUUGAAUGUUGUUCUGAGAUGAGAUUUCUGUCCCAAGUCCAUGAAGCUGUAGUUUUGUCAUGUAUAUUUUAUUCAUCUGUGCUUUAAUUUGCAGGCCAUAUUUCCUUGAUUAGCCUUUUCCCCAACUUAAUUUAUCACGACUAUUACUUACAAGUCAAUAAUAAAUUGUUGUAGAUGGUGCCUUUGAAGAGAAUUAAUUAUUUAAAGGGAUUUUAGCCGAUAAGGAUAA